CCGCUGGGGGGGGUUGCUCAACGGUUGUCAGGGUGGGUUGCACGAGGGGAGGGGACCGGACGGGCCGGGGGUUGAAAUGCCGCGAAAACAAACGCGCGAUCAUGAGCCCGUUCCUGAAGAUGUGCAGCAGGAUUUCAGGCGAGGCUACUGUGUAUCGUUACAUUGUCGUCGACCAGAAGGUCGACAACAAGGGGGUUAACAUGCUACGGUGCACCUUCUGCAAUAAAGUGUGGCAGGGAACCCAGUACUACACAACGAAACACUUCACUCAGCCACACUAUUAUAAGAAGGUGUCCGACGAAGCAUUGUUCCAGAUUGCGCAGAAAUGCACACACCGCUUCGAGGCCGACCAGGUAGACAGGGUCCGGCGGUACGCACAGGAGCAUGGUCUCGAUGUCCCGAGGUCUGGUGCGAUGGGUGGCGAGGCGGAGCGUCCUGCACAGGGCGUGGGCGAGGGAGAGGAUACCCAACAUUCUGCGAAGGGAGGUGUUGCGAGAGAUGGGGAGGGUGAGGGUGCCGCGGAGGAGGACGAGGCAGACGUCGAGCUCGAGGUUGGCGUGGUAGAGGGGGAGGGGGGCGUGACCGGGUUCGAUCCGGUGACUCGUCAGAGGACGGUGGACUGGGAGCGGCGCUGGGGGAAGACUGCUGUUCCAGAGACAGCAUGCAUGCCGGGUUCUUCCAAGAGGAAGGACGGGGGUGCGGAUCUUUCUGCCACCAAGGCGGGGAAGAGGCUGCGGCAGCAGAAGGUAACAGACACAUAUGAUGGCGAGUUUGCUCUUCAACAUCCUGGUGGAGGACCUCUUCCCGUGCUUCCCUCCCACUGCGAGAUCGCAAGCAUGCAAGCUCUGGAGAUCCACCGCGACGAGUUGGCGGAGGAGUUGGAGGAGCGUGAGGAUGCACCCGAUGCAGAUAUCCCCGGAGGUAGCGGUUCAUUGGUACGAUUUACGGGCCUGCAGCUGACGACGACGACAUGGGCGGUUCGACUGUGUGUGCAGGGGUCAGGUCCUGAGGAGGUGGCAUUUGCUGAGGUACCACCAGUCAUAGUAGAGGAUUUAGGAUCUGAGCCACUGCUUCAGACACCGAUUAGUGGGCGGCGAUCUCCUCAGGAUACAGCUGGCCCAUUGGAUGUGGCGGAGCUCGCGCGGGCUGCUGUGCUUGACGUCACACGGCAGGAAGACACCGACCCACGCAGACCAUUCAUGCCGCCUCCUCCUCCGAGAUCACGUCACCAGUACGUCCACCCCCCCGCUCACCAUCCACGCCUGACAGACCCAGGGACACCGGUUAGUGGGCGGCGAUCUCCUCAGGAUACAGCUGGCCCAUUGGACGUGGCGGAGCUCGCGCGGGCUGCUGUGCUUGACGUCACACGACAGGAGGACACCGACCCAUGAGACCAAUCAUGCCGUCUCCUCCAAGAUC
This is a messenger RNA of Chara braunii, 1419 nucleotides long. The record is from the annotation of a GenBank genome assembly. NCBI's taxonomy places the organism in Eukaryota, Viridiplantae, Streptophyta, Charophyceae, Charales, Characeae.